Rhizoctonia solani is the source of this 279-nucleotide messenger RNA. RefSeq names its product Retrotransposable element Tf2 protein. The record is from RefSeq and is a predicted model, not a curated record. The transcript has 2 exons. Lineage: Eukaryota; Fungi; Basidiomycota; Agaricomycetes; Cantharellales; Ceratobasidiaceae. The coding region runs from base 1 to 279 and encodes 92 amino acids.
AUGCACCCCCAAACCACAGAAUCACUCUGUCUCCCAUUCAUUGACCUUCCUGUACCCUGCACUGUUACUAUGCUUGAUGGGUCAAAAACAUUCCUCAUUUGUAACACUGGAACUCACUUGGCCAUCUUAGGAUUGAAAUGGUUGGACACUCACAGUCCAGAAAUAGAUUGGGACUUGCGCACCCUCUCCUUCCCUCAUUCUCCCCUGGAACACAUUGCCAUUGCCAAGGAAGAAGAAGCUGACAAAGACCUGUUGAAUGGAGUACCCCCUGUGUCAUAA